AUGAAUAACAAUGGAUUGAUUCAUUAUGUUGGUCGGAGAGAUUUUCAAGUGAAAUUACGUGGACAACGUAUUGAAUUACAAGAAAUUAUACAAUGUUUACUUAUGUUAACAUCCAUUACUGCAUGUGUUGUUAUCAAAUGGGAUGAAAAUCAUCUUUUUGCUUAUGUUCAAAGUGAUAACAUUAAUGUUGAACAAUUACGUCAUCAUUGUCAAUGUAAUCUACCAUCACAUAUGAUUCCAUCAAUAUUUAUUAUACUUGAAAAAUUACCUUUGAGUCCAAAUGGAAAAGUAGACCGAAAAUGUCUUCCACCACCAGAUUUAUCAUUAUUAACUCUCUCAUCAACAUCAUCAACAAUAGCAUUAGAAAACAGAUCUAAUCUUCCACAAAAUCAAUUACAAAAACAGAUUCAUGAUAUUUGGUGUGAAAUUCUUCGAUAUAUUGGACAACAAAUUUCAAUAACUGCAAAUUUCUUUAGUAUUGGUGGUCAUUCACUUUUAUUUAUUGAACUUUAUCAUCGAUAUAAACAAUUAUAUGAUUUUGAUAAUCGUGUACUUUCUAUUGCCUUAUUUCUUCAACAACCAACUAUUCUUCAACAUUCACAAUUACUUCAAUCUAUUACAAUCAAUCAAAUGAAAUCAGAACAUUGGCAUACACUACAUAUCAAUCAAGGUAAUAAAAAAUUGUAA
Molecule: messenger RNA, 687 nt
Organism: Adineta steineri
Lineage: Eukaryota; Metazoa; Rotifera; Eurotatoria; Adinetida; Adinetidae
Source: the annotation of a GenBank genome assembly